AUGACUCUGUAUAAUGAGCACGCACAAGCCAAGGCUGAUAAGACAGGAAAGGAGAAAAGAGAGGCUGAACGCCGUGAGUCGGCUUCGGCAGAAGUAGUUCAGAGCGCAAUGGAGGGCUUACGACGGUCCCGUUCAGGAAGCUCUGAAAGUGAGCUAUCGACCCCCCCCCCUCCAGCCGAGCAAAACGAAGAAAAAGUCAAGCACUGA
This is a messenger RNA of Phytophthora nicotianae INRA-310, 207 nucleotides long. RefSeq lists its product as hypothetical. The record is from RefSeq and is a predicted model, not a curated record. The transcript has 2 exons. The coding region runs from base 1 to 207 and encodes 68 amino acids. Lineage: Eukaryota; Oomycota; Peronosporomycetes; Peronosporales; Peronosporaceae.